Molecule: messenger RNA, 3061 nt
Organism: Lineus longissimus
Lineage: Eukaryota; Metazoa; Nemertea; Pilidiophora; Heteronemertea; Lineidae
Product: papilin-like
Exons: 19
Coding region: 102-2594 (830 amino acids)
Molecular function (GO): serine-type endopeptidase inhibitor activity
Source: RefSeq, a predicted model, not a curated record
CAUCCCUGAAUACCUGGUCACCAGUUAGGACUAUCAAGACGAGGACCAACAACCAGCUUUCUAUCCUUUCUGAAUAUUUUGAAAAUAUGAAAUAUUGAGAGAUGAAGACUCCAAUAAUAUUUUUGUGUUUGCUCGCCGUUGGUCUAUGGACCAGAUGUGACGGACAAAUACAGAAGAAAUGCAAGCGUGACCUGGUAUUUAUUGUGGACUCCUCCGGAAGCAUCAACGACGCGGAAUACGGUGACAUGAUCAAGUUUAUGGUCAACGUGGUCAAAGACGGUGGCGCCAUUGGCAUGGAUGAAGUGCGGGUCGGCGUGAUUAUAUUCGCCUCAUACAGGCAUAGUAGGAUAGCUCUGCACUUGAAGGACCAAAACACCGACAUCGUGAAACUCAUCGCGUUUAUCGAAACUAUCGAACGACUUUCGCGUGGUCAGACCACGCACACUUACUGGACAUUGACCAACCUGCUUCCGAAGUCAUACUUGGCCGCGAAUGGUGGGAGAGAAGGCGUGCAAAAGAUGGCAAUCCUAAUGACUGAUGGCGGAUCUAAGGACAGCAAAUAUUUCAAGGAAAGCGGACUGGCCUCAAUUGAGAAAGCCGAGGUCAGAAUGUACGUGGUUGGAAUCGGGGAUAAGGUGGACAAGCAAGAACUCCUUGAUAUUGCCGGAUCAAGCAGCAGAGUUUUCCUCGCUGGCAGUUACUCAAAACUAGCCGCGAUUGCCAACCCCGUCCACAAAGACCUGAAUUGUGUUACGACGCCCGUCUGCAGCCAACCCAAGGUGGUCGGUCCCUGCAAGGACAAACACAUGAGAUACUACUACGACGCUGGGACGAAUAACUGCAUAUUUUUCAUCUAUGGUGGUUGCGACGGCAACGCAAAUAACUUCAAGACGAGGAGAGCGUGCGAAAAGCAUUGUAAAAAACCGUGUCCACUCAGGUGUAAGGCUGGUUAUGUAUGCAAGUGGCAGCAAAGAUUCUGUAUCAAAGCGCCAUGCAAUCCCCCCGGGAAACAUGAAUGCAUCGCCAUCUGCAAAAUGCCCAAACUGCCGGGUCCGUGCAAGGGUUCCAUGAACAGAUACCACUACAACCCCAAGACCGAUAGCUGCCAGCGCUUCACCUAUGGCGGUUGUCUUGGCAACGAGAAUAAUUUCAGGACGAAGGCAGCGUGCGAAAAGCUAUGUGUUACGACGCCCGUCUGCAGCCAACCUAAGGUGGUCGGUCCCUGCAAGGGCUUCUUCCCGAGACUCUACUACGACGCUCGGACAAAUACCUGCAGAUUUUUCAUCUAUGGUGGUUGCGGCGGCAACGCGAAUAACUUCAAGACGAGGAGAGCGUGCGUAAAGCGUUGUAAAAAACGAUGCACCAUCAAGUGUAAGGCCGGACAUGUUUGCAGGUGGCAGAAGUUCAAAUGUUUGAAACCUCCAUGUCCUCGCGGUGGGAGAUAUAAGUGCUUCCCUAUCUGCGAAAUGCCCAAAUCGCGCGGUCCAUGUAGAUGCAUCUUCAAAAGGUACUACUACGACAAAAAAUUAAGACGCUGCGUCUUCUUCAUCUAUGGUGGUUGUUGUGGCAACGAGAAUAAUUUCAAGACAAAAGCAGAGUGCGAAAGGAUAUGUAGGCCUAAAAACGUGUGCACACUCAAGUGUAAGGCUGGUUACGUGUGCAAGUGGCAGAACAUCGCUUGUAUCACAACGCCAUGUCCCCCCGGGAGAUAUAAAUGCGUCGCUAUCUGCAAAAUGCCUAAGGUGGUCGGUCCAUGCGAGGCUCGCUUCAGUAGGUACUACUACAACGUCAGGACGGGUAGCUGCCAACGCUUCUUCUAUGGCGGUUGUCUUGGCAACGAGAAUAAUUUCAAGACAAAAGCAGCGUGCGAGAAGCUAUGUAGGCCUAAAACAGUGUGUCCACUCAAGUGUAAGGUUGGUUACGUGUGCAAGUUGCUGAAAAUCCUUUGUAAAAAAUGGCCAUGUCCCCCCUGGAGAUAUAAAUGCGUCGCUAUCUGCAAAUUGCGUAAGGUGGUCGGUCGAUGCAUGGCUCGCUUAAGUAGGUACUACUACAACGCCAGGACGGGUAGCUGCCAACGCUUCUUCUAUGGCGGUUGUGGUGGCAACGAGAAUAAUUUCAAGACAAAAGCAGCGUGCGAGAAGCUAUGUAGGCCUAAAACAGUGUGUCCACUCAAGUGUAAGGUUGGUUACGUGUGCAAGUUGCUGAAAAUCCUUUGUAAAAAAUGGCCAUGUCCCCCCUGGAGAUAUAAAUGCGUCGCUAUCUGCAAAUUGCCUAAGGUGGUCGGUCGAUGCAAGGCUCGCUUAAGUAGGUACUACUACAACGUCAGGACGGGUAGCUGCCAACGCUUCUUCUAUGGCGGUUGUCUUGGCAACCGGAAUAAUUUCAAGACAAAAGCAGCGUGCGAAAAGCUAUGUAGGCCUAAAAAAGCUAUCUGCAAAUUGCCUAAGGUGGUCGGUCGAUGCAUGGCUCGCUUCAGUAGGUACUACUACAACGUCAGGACGCGUAGCUGCCAACGCUUCUUCUAUGGUGGUUGUGGUGGCAACCGGAAUAAUUUCAAGACGAAGGCAGCGUGCGAAAAGAUAUGUUCUAAAUAGUAGGCGUUAAAAAGACGUGGGUUCCAACCAGUGACAGCCUAGCGAAGCAGACGACAUUCGUGACGUCAUCAAGGAUAUUGGCCAAGCUCCAUCCAGUAUAUAACGAUGGAAUACAUGUAGUAUCAUAGAGGUAGACAAGGCGUGCCAGGCUGUCCAAGAUAUAAGCCCUAAAAAUAUUUAGAUGCGAGAUUUUAUGAACUUUAGAUUGGUGACCCAAGAGUUACAUGACAUCCAGUUUUAACUCUCAAAAUCAAGACUAACAGGUCUCGUCGUUGUCAAAUCGAAUCAGCUUAUCGAAGAACUUGAGUAUUUCGUCGUAUGUAUUGUAAAAGAUGACAUUUGCCAUCAAUUAAUGUAACUUAUAAGCAUUUUAUCGAUUGAAUAGAAAAGUUUGUGAAUUAGACUUUGUAAAUCUCACAUCGAACUGAAACUUCUCGAAUAAUAAAGCCACGUCAUCGAUAGUUGAA